This is a messenger RNA of Naegleria lovaniensis, 999 nucleotides long. RefSeq lists its product as uncharacterized. The coding region runs from base 1 to 999 and encodes 332 amino acids. Gene Ontology annotation, molecular function: phosphatidylinositol binding. The transcript is spliced from 4 exons. The record is from RefSeq and is a predicted model, not a curated record. Gene Ontology annotation, cellular component: endosome. Lineage: Eukaryota; Heterolobosea; Eutetramitea; Acrasida; Naegleriidae.
AUGACUCAACCACCAUCAUCUCCAACGGAGGAUAAUGAAAGCUCGAGUUCAAAAUGGAGAAAUCAUCACUUGUUUGGAGAUAAAUAUUAUAGUCCAACGGAUCCUCCAUUGCUAUUGGUUUAUGUUUCCGAACCUUUGAAAGAAGGAUCUGGACUAUCGGCAAGAACCACGUAUCUUGUAACGACAACCGUUGUUGCCACUAAAAAAUCCUAUUGUGUACGAAGGAGGUACAAGGAAUUUAAAAAAUUAUUCGAGGAGGUUACAAAAUUAAGAGGAGUUAAUUUAUCUUCUUUUCCAAAGAAAAAGUUAAAGAAGUUUCACGAGGAUGUUAUUGAAGAGAGACGUUUGAGUUUUGAGAUAAUUUUGAGAGAAAUGGCUGAAUAUCACCAGGUGGUUAUUAAUCCAUCUUUUAGAAAAUUUGUGGAAGUUCCCCUUAACGUCAACAUAUUUCCCUCUAACUUUUGCAUUAAUUCUUAUGUGUCACGAAGAAAGACCACUAUUUCUCCAAGAGGAGCACCAUCUAUAACGACAAAUACUGUAACUUCUAAUAAUGCUUCUUCAAGCCAAUUGAGUGAAGAAACAUCACCAACUGUGACCAUCAUUUCCAGUCAAAUCAUUGCUGACACACCAAAUAAUGACCAAGCUGUGGAUCAAGUAAUAGUUGAGGCAGAUCAAUCCAUAACUCUAACUCAGCCUGAAGAGUCACAAAUUACUGCACCAAUUACCAACGAAAACGAAUGCACACCAAUUGAGGCAAAUAAUACUUGUGAGGAAUCUUCAGGUGAGGCAAAUAAUUAUCAAGAACACAACCAAAUCAUUUCUCAGCUCUCAGCCGUUCACCUACAGGCUUCUCACAAUUCUACAAAUACUAGAAAGAGUACCGAUAUGCCUUACUAUCAGCUAAAGAUGGAAGCAGGAUCAUCGAAAUUGUUAGAUAUGAAUCCUGAAGAACGAGUUCAAGAAAUUUUAAGACAAAUCAAAUCAGAAACAAUGAAUUAA